AUCGAAGGCCGACCAGUUCUCAUUAUAUAGGAAAAAAUGAAUCACCAUAUUUUCACUACAACAUCGCUGCGCCAACCACAAACACUCAUCUUCAUUAUCUCUCCUAGAAAGAAAAAAAAACAAAGAAAUCAAGAAAAAGAAAAAUUCACUAAAAGAACAUGAGCGCCGCGGAUAAAGAAUCGCAACUCCCCUCUCCGCCACCUUAUCACGGCCACAGCCGGCAUCGCAGCCAAUUCCGCAAGGUCUCCUCCGUCAUCUACAACACCCUCUCCCAGCCGCGCGCUUACAUAAUCCUCCUCAUCCUCACCUUCACCGCCGGCUACCUCUCCCACUCCCAGGUAGUGCAACCCCUCUUGUCAGAGGACAUCGGUGACCUAGCCGAGCACAACACCUUCUCAACCCGUUGCUCCGACCCAGUCCCCUCCUCUGCCACCCGCCAGACCCUCAUAGAUCAUGUCCACGGGGGCGUGUCCCCCUGGGACGGUUUCCCGCCUCCCCAGGUCGGCCAGCUCCUGUGGGCGGACUGGAACAAGGGGUGGGACUCGAGCGCGGCCGUGUUCGAGCACCUGAUCGAGCAGGUCCGGCCGAGAGUGAUCAUCGAGGUGGGGACGUUCCUGGGCGCGUCGGCCACGCACAUGGCGCGUCUGACGCGCCGCAUGGGGCUGCAAACCCUAAUCGUCUGCAUCGACGACUUCCGCGGCUGGCCGGGCUACUAUGACCAGGAGAAGAGCGCUAAGAUGCUCAACGGAGACAGCAUGCUCCUAUUCCAGUUCAUGUACAACGUGCAGAAGGCGAACGCGACGGAUUCGAUCCUCUUCCUCCCGUUCUCGACAAACACUGCCCUCGGGGGGCUAUGCAGCUGGGGCGUGUACGGAGACCUGAUCGAGGUGGACGCAGCGCAUGACUUCCACUCGGCGUGGAUGGAUAUCAACAACGCGUACAAGAUACUGCGGCCGGGCGGGGUGCUUUUCGGGCAUGACUAUGCGUGGGAUGGGGUCAGGAGAGCCGUCCACUCCUUUGCGAGGCUCAAUGGCUUGAGAGUUAAGCUCGAUGGUAAGCAUUGGGUGCUCUACUAGUACUAACUCACUUCCAAGAUUUGCUAGUCUUGUCUUUUACUUGGGAGAAAUAUAUAGUACUUCCAAUUUUGUGUUUUUUAUUUUUGUUUUAAUUGAACAUGGAAUGGAGGAAUUGGUCAUUAGCUAUAUAGUACUAUGAUCUUAAAUUGAUAA
Salvia splendens (bonfire salvia) is the source of this 1229-nucleotide messenger RNA. RefSeq lists its product as uncharacterized. NCBI's taxonomy places the organism in Eukaryota, Viridiplantae, Streptophyta, Magnoliopsida, Lamiales, Lamiaceae. The transcript is spliced from 2 exons. Bases 159 to 1076 code for a protein of 305 amino acids. The record is from RefSeq and is a predicted model, not a curated record.